UUUCUAACAAGGGUUGCAUCUUUAGCCUACUUAAUGCAAUUUAACGAAGAACAGUCAUAUUGAAUAAACAGAAGUAAUGAAAUUAUUACGUAUUAGUUAUUCGAGUUUUUUCUUUUAUAAACCGUAUAUUUGGGCUGGCAAAAAGUCGUCCGCAUGUUGUUUUGAGUUAUGUACUAAUAACAGAUUCAAAUAGUCUCUGAGAGGACAGUUUGCAGCAACCUUUGGUUAACACGGUACAUGUUUUGCAUAGUGUGGUUUUGGGACCAAAACUGUAAGCUGUGCGUCCGUAGUUCAGGCGACUGUUUCCGGGACCAGAUGCGCUACAUGAUGAGGUCUCUGCAGGAUCUGAAGCAGAUACGAGAACCCGCCGACCAAUCAAAGUGCUCGUACGCGACUCGAGCCUGUCAAAAAAGGGCGCAACAGCGGGAGCAGCUCAGUCGCCUGCGGAUCUCUGACGUCAGCGACGCCAGCACCUACGACUCCGCCUGCUGCCUGGCCAGUCCGCUGGAGGAAGAGGAGGAUGAGGAAGCCAGGGUUGACCGUCUACCUCAAGGCUCCCCGUGCAGCGUGAAAAGCCUGGACUUUGAUUCAGGAUACUCUGAAGCAUCGUGGCAGGACGAGGGUGUGGUGUUGAGGCGUACGAGGAAUGUACGCGUUUCAUCGUCCGCAUGUGUCCGUACCAACCGAAUCCGACCUAAAUCCACAUCAGACGCAUGCCUGGAGCGCUGGACGUCGUUUGAGGCCAGCGACCCAACGGACUGGACCACGUCUUUGUUAACCAGAGGGCGUAACAGGCAACCGUUGGUUCUCGGGGACAACAGCUUUGCAGAUCUUAUUAAGAACUGGAUGGAUCUUCCAGAGUGCCCAGAUUCUGCAGAACUCAAGCCGAACGCCAGCCGCAAAAUAGCCAAGGACUUUCUGGUCAACAUGCGGCGGAAACUAGCGGGCGUGUCAAAGGGAGUUGAGGAGAGAAAGGCUUGCACUAAACGCAUGUCUUGUCCCGUGGGAUUUCAAGCCCCCAAACCCUUCUUUCACCAGUCCCACACAAGUUUGCACCAAUUGGGACCAGACUUUUACCAGUUCAGCGCUGUCAUGAAGACGGGGAGUCGACAGCCUAUCAUAUGCAAUGACAUCAUUGGAUACAUCUGAUGGGUUUAUGAAAAUGGACUGGAGUUUACUUUGAAAAUGUCUAAUAUUGUUCUAUGUAUUAAUAAAUAUUGUAAUAAAUGCUUUUUAUAUAAAAAUCUCUUGUUGCAUUUUUGUAGGAGUCAAGUAUGUUCAAAAACAUUUGUUGACCUGAAGAUUUCACAAUGUGAAUAUGGCAUAAAAGCUUUAAAAAGCAGAGUUGCGCCUUAAAUGUAUAGUUUAAAGCAAAAAUCUCGAGGCUUGUUGCUUUUAUAAAUCCGCUGCAAUUGAAAUGAAAACCGUCAAUUUUUUUUUUUUUCAAUGCAUUUAUUAAAGAAUCCGAAUAAACAAGUCUUACAGUUCAUAAUCUCCCAUUAUUUUUAAUGCUGGUCAACAUUCAAUUUGUUUGGCUCUCUUAAGUUUGACCAACUCCUGUGAUCAAAUCAUUAGAACUUUUCUAUUUCAUGUCUAUAAAUAUUUGUCUCUUAAAGAGUUGUGCGAUAGUUUAAACCUACCACCAAACAGCUCAUAUACUGGGCAAAUAUUAUACUUCAUUUCUAAAAGUCAGUAAUGAAGUGACUAAUGGAAUGCACUUGGCAAAAUAAGACUUCGCUGACAGAAUGAUAUGAGAUGUUGACAGUACUUUUAUUUUCAAUAUUAAGAAUUUUACUUUAGAAUUUGAAGGCUUGUGACCAGAAUACAUUAGAAAGAAAAAGACCCAGCUGUCAAGUCUUUUGUGAAUGAGACCCACUGCUGUAAUGUGAUUAGGACUGAACGCACACAAAUGUGUCUAAAGGUGAUUAAAUUAAUUAACUGAAGCAGAUGUAGCUCAUUUGGGUCUCUGGCUCUGCUCUGGAAGUGUUUACAUUCAUGCUAAUCGUGAGGUGAGGGGUGGGUGGUCAUGACUGCAUAACAAAGGGAUGAGGGCAGGAAUUAACAAACCACAGGGGUCAUAUUGAUACAGGACACAUCGUCAUGUUUAAAAGAAUUAACAGAAAGAGAUUUCACUUACAGACAGUAAAAUAAGAGAUU
Molecule: messenger RNA, 2157 nt
Organism: Onychostoma macrolepis
Lineage: Eukaryota; Metazoa; Chordata; Actinopteri; Cypriniformes; Cyprinidae
Gene: inka1b
Product: inka box actin regulator 1b
Exons: 2
Coding region: 238-1149 (303 amino acids)
Cellular component (GO): nucleus
Molecular function (GO): protein kinase binding; protein serine/threonine kinase inhibitor activity
Source: RefSeq, a predicted model, not a curated record